AUGCUGCUGUGGAGUUUAGUUGGACAAAGGAGGAGGUAGCAGAUCUGAAUAACACUAGCAUCAUAAUUGCUGCUGAUGUUUGUUAUGAUGAUGAUCUGACGGAUGGCCUAUUCCGAACACUGCACCGACUCUGCAGCAACUUUCCACACACCUGCACUGUCUUCAUCUCCAUUGAGAAAAGGAUGAACUUCACCUUGCAGCACAUGGAUGUUUCCUGUGAAGCCUAUGAUCAUUUCAUCCACUGUAUGAACCAACUUCAGGACCUGGAGAACGGACGAUGUAGUUUCAGAGUCGAUCAGCUCCCUUCUAACUUUGAUCAGUUUAUUUUAUAUGAACGUGUAGAACAACUGGAGCUGUGGAAGGUGACUGCGACUCCUCUUCCUUUUAUGCCAGCCAGAUCUGAUCCGGAAGCAUUUUAAUGUUGAUCUUGUACCAGCACCAAACCAAAGUGAAGAGAAACUUUCACCCAAAAUUUGACCUAAAAUAUGUUUCAAGUUUACAGUUGAUGUUUUAAUUACAUAUAUUUAUAAAAAAAUAUAUAUGUAUAAAAUUAAAUGUAGUAAUCAAGAUAAAUAUUGAAAAUUAAA
Maylandia zebra (zebra mbuna) is the source of this 587-nucleotide messenger RNA. Lineage: Eukaryota; Metazoa; Chordata; Actinopteri; Cichliformes; Cichlidae. The record is from RefSeq and is a predicted model, not a curated record.